GGCGCGAUGUACCUUCGCAGAGCAGUCUCCAAGACCCUGGCGCUACCUCUCCGGACGCCCACCAGCCCGGCGCCGUUCCGGAAGGACGCAGCUCUUCGCCGGAUGUCAUCUAAGUUCCUUGGAUCAUCUGGAUCAAAUAUGAUGUAUUAUCUGGUUGUAGGUGUCACAGUCAGUGCUGGUGGAUAUUAUACUUACAAGACAGUCAGAUCAGAGCAAGCCAAACAUUCAGAACAUAUGACAAAUUUGAAAGAAAAAAACAAAGAAGAAUUACAACCACUUCAAGGUGAAGAAGAGAACCCUGUGGAAACAGAGAAACCAAGUUCAGAAGCCCCUGAAGUAUCUGUAGUGGAAGCAGACAAAGCAAGUGCUGAAGAAAUUCCAGAUGCUACCAAUGCAGUCAUAAAAGAGGAGUCAGCCUGUCUGGAAGGUAUGGAUGCUGCUCUGGUGGGGACGGCAGCAGUUGGUGCUGAAACAGGGCCAGAGGAUACAGAUAUACCCAGGGGUGAAACCACAAAAGUCAAUGCCGAAACAGCCCCAGGAAUUACAAAGCCUCCUCCAUUUGAGGCUGUUGCCGGUAGUGAUGAUAAAGAUAUCACAGAGAAGGAAAGAUCGGAUGAACAUACUGAACUAGAAAAAGGAAAUUCCACAGUUGAGUCAGAAUCCUCUGCUGGGGAUGUUUCACAGGAAGAAGCCGGUGUUGAUUCGGAGGCCACCUCAGCUCAAGGCUAA
Molecule: messenger RNA, 729 nt
Organism: Orycteropus afer afer
Lineage: Eukaryota; Metazoa; Chordata; Mammalia; Tubulidentata; Orycteropodidae
Source: RefSeq, a predicted model, not a curated record